AUGCAAAGAAUAUAUAUAGCCUUAAAAUGCAUAUUUCUCCUUUUGGCAUUUCUAUCAUUAAUUAAUUGCGGGAUUCCCGGACUUCACAAGUGGAUAAUCCAUAAUUUCCCAAGUUGUGUGAAAAUAGUGGAUAAACAUAAUCUACUUGAUGCGAGUACCUUUACAUAUAGCAACUGGAGGAGUAAAUGUAGAGCAGGAGGGGGAAGCAGUGGGAGAGGCGUUGGUAGUAGCCGUAGCAACUAUGGUGAACUAAAGGGAAACAUCCUCGAAGUGGAUAAUUUGCUAUUUGAUAUGAACCAGUUACUCCACAAAGCGAACGUGCAAUUUCGUAGUUACGAUAAUUAUUUUUUCAAACUCUCUAGUUUAAUAAAAAAUGUACUGAAGAAAUUUCACCCUAAGAAGAAUGUCGUUUUUGCUAUUGAUGGAAUAUGCCCCUUUUCCAAACUAAAAUUACAAAUAAAAAGAAGAGCCAAAGCAAAAAGCAAAGAGAGGAAUUCAUUAUAUAUAAAUGAUAUAACAUGUGGUAGUACAUUUAUAGAUAAGAUAUCCAAAUUUUUGGUAAAUUUUGUAAAAUAUUUAAUUUCUUUUGAAAAAUUCGACAGGGUUAAGUUUUUUGUAUCUACUGAUAAGGAAGCAGGGGAAGGGGAACUCAAACUUAUGAAUUGGAUAAGCAACUACAUUGGAGCGGAACAGAAAGAGGAAGAGAAAGAGGAAGAGAAAGAGAGAGAGGAAAAAAAAGACAUAGUUGAGAGUGGAGAGAAGGUAAGGGUGGAUAACCAUUACAAGGGGGAGAAUGUAAAUGGAGCCACCUUUAGCAAAACACAACAUCUUCUUGGUUGUUCACCUGGAAAGGAUGAAGAAAAGGGAAAUAUAAAUACAAAAACGAAUGCGGAAGAAGAAUCGUUCGUAAUAGUAGGGGCGGACGCAGACCUAUUACUACAAUGUUUAGCUCUAAAAAAUAUACGCAACAUAUAUAUUUAUACAUAUCAAACUUUCCAUAUGAAUAUAGGUGGAUAUGAAUUUAAAAAGGAAAAUCAUCUUAUGGAAGGGCCAAACGGUAGUUACAUUAAAAAAAGAAAAAACAAUCAGUUAAACUAUAGUAACAAUUUAAAAGAAUAUCAUUUUAAUGACAUGUUACUAAUGGACAAUUUAAAUAUGGAAAAUAAAAAAAAUAAAAAAAAAAGGAAAAAAAAAAUAAAAGUUUUGUACAAUUUAAAUACAUUCAUUAAUUUAUUUUUAAAUAAAUAUCCAAAAUCUUUUGAGCAAAUUAGACGAGAUUUACUUAUUUUGUUCAUAUUAAAAGGAAAUGAUUAUUUACCAAAAAUUAAGGAAGGUAAUUUCAGCUUGUUUUUUGAAUCCUAUUUUAAAAUGUUAGAAAAAAAUAUGAACAAGCAAGGAGAGGAAAUGCCAUAUAAUGGUUUUUUAAAUAAAAAUUAUGUAUUAAAUAGAAAAGAGUUUUUAAAAUUUUUGCACUACGUACAGGAUAUAAUUAGCUUUUCCAACUACUCUGUGAAUAAUAAUAGUAGUACAAACGAAGAGGAAUGCACUAGUAUUAAUCAUACAAAUAACAGGUAUGAAAAAGAAUUCAAAGAAAAUAAUUUGUACCUUCCUUUGUCCCUUUUGAAUGAAAUAUUAAGUAAAAAUAUAAUAGAAAAUGAAAGCAUAAAAAUUGAAAUUAAAAAAGAACAAGACAUGUAUAAUUGUACAUUAACAUAUUUUGAAAAUAAUCAAAAUUACCUUCAUUUUGGUUCAUCCAAAAAAAAAAAAAAUUCCGUGCACAUUGCUUCUUAUAGCUUUUUAAAAAAUCAUUUUCCCAUAUUUAUGAAGUAUAUAAAUUUGGAACUUUUCAAAAGCACCAUUAGAGAAGCGAAUUGCUUGCACCAAACAAAUUAUGACCACGUCAGGCAAAAUGAAAAAUUAACGCCACAAAAGGACGGAAAUAAUAUUUAUCGUUCAGGUGAAAGUACAGUUUUGGGAAAAUCUCUAACAUGUGGCAGAAGACAGGGUAACGAAAUGGAUGAUAUAACGUCCAAUGGAACGUCCGAUAGAACAGAGAUUACCGAGUCUAAUGAACAUCGGGAUUAUACAUUUGACAGUGAUGACGAAAAAGAAGAUGCACAAAUGGAACUUUAUUUGAGAAAGGUGUACAGACAGAAUUGUAAAAAUAAAAAAAAUUAUGAACAGGAAAUGAAAAUUUGUGAAAAUUAUAUCGAAGGCAUACAUUGGCUAGUUGAAAUGUACACAAAAACGUAUUGUAUAAAUUUUAAUUUUUUUUACAAAUAUUUAAUUAGUCCAUCUUUAUUAAGUAUAUAUUACUACUUAUCCACAUUUGGGGAAGUACCAAAAUAUAGCAGUGAUUACAGAAAUGGUAUACAAAAUAUAAAUUUAAAUGUUUUUAAAAAUAAUUAUGAAUAUUACAAUUUUAUUACCUUUUGUGUGAAUAAAUAUAAUGACUUGAAAAUGAAAUUAAAACUGAGCUCUUCGGACAAUUUACCAAACGAAACAGAAACUAAUGAGGAUACUAACAAAAUUAAAAAUGAGAAAAAUCCAUUUUUACUAAAUGCACAAAAUAGUAAAAAAAAUGUAUAUUUUGAAAAUAUAUAUGAUAUUUUAUUUUCAAAAAAUGUAAAUAUCGUCAAAGACAAUAUUCAAAAAUUAAAUAAAAUUUUAAAAACAACAAUGCACAAUAAUAAAAAAAUUAUUUACUAUUGGGAUAUAUAUGCAAGGCAUUUGAAAAAGUUUUAUAAAAUAAUUUUUUAUAAAACUAGGAAAAUAUAUGUGUGCAAAUAUUCUUUAUUUAAACUGAAAUUUGAAAAUACGGACCAGAGGUGUUCAACCUAUAAACAGGGACUUACCAAAAAGGAAAUGACCAAAGAUAAUAAUAGUAACUCGGAAAAUGAUAAUUUUGAAAUUCAAAAUAAUUAUUUUCCCACGUUUGGAUUAAACAGUAUUAUGCGGAAAAAUCGUAUUUUUAGCAAAAAUUUAAUGAGUUACUCUGAUGGAAGAACAGAUGUUACAAAAAGGGUUGUACAGAUUAGACGCGUGAAAAAAAUUGUCUACCGCUGA
Plasmodium malariae is the source of this 3066-nucleotide messenger RNA. Its product is annotated as 5'-3' exonuclease, putative. Gene Ontology annotation, cellular component: nucleus. Gene Ontology annotation, biological process: nuclear-transcribed mRNA catabolic process. Gene Ontology annotation, molecular function: 5'-3' RNA exonuclease activity; RNA binding. NCBI's taxonomy places the organism in Eukaryota, Apicomplexa, Aconoidasida, Haemosporida, Plasmodiidae. The transcript has a single exon. The record is from RefSeq and is a predicted model, not a curated record. Bases 1 to 3066 code for a protein of 1021 amino acids.